UAAGCGAAGACUUGGCCUUGGAACAGGCCGCAGUUGCACCUCGAGGUAGCGGCUUCUGUUGGCGACCGUUCCGCCAUCAGUCCAACUGUGAAUCUCCUACAGUUUACAUCACAAGACAUGGCGCGGUCCAUUCUGAUUGCUCUUCUGUACGGGUUCACUGUCUGCAGUGCUGCUCCACGGAAAGUAGUGGAGUUAAACGAUAUUCCCAAAGUGCAACUGUCAGGCGAUGGGGUAUCCACAUCUUUCGGUGGUUACCACGCCAGUGCGGGGUUAGGAGGAAGUCUGGACGGAGGCCCUGCUGGGGGGCUGUUUGCCGAGGCAGGUACCCCAGACGGUACUGGUGCUUCUGCCGGUCUGGGAGGUUCAGUGGGCUCUAAAGGCGUUCACUUUAGCCAGGCUGGCUUCGGGGACGGAACCGCAUCGGAAAGCGAUUCCUUAUCGUCGUCUUCAGCUGGGGCCGGCAAUCACGUGUCCCGUCCAAACAAAAGACCGGCCGAAUUCUACGACAAUAUAUUCAACAUUCCCAUCUCAGUGCUGCAGGCGGUCAAUCAGCUGUUAGGUGGUGCACCAGCGAAUGGCGGCUCCAAGGCGGUACACACUCGUGCCAGCGCCAUAUCAAGCUCGGCGUCCAGUGCUCAUACAGCGGGAGAAGGAAAUGGCUCGGCGGAUUCACCACGGAGGACAUUUUUCGAUGACGUAUUCAAUGUAAUUUCCUCCAUCUUUCUCCUCUUCUCCUUUGGCAGUAAUUCUUUCUUAAAUUCAACAUUUAUUUUCCUCCUGUUUUCAUUAUUUUUCUUCUAUCGUUCUGAACUUCUUUCCUUAUUUACUCACCCCCUUCAUCGCUUCAUUUUGUCCUUCCAGCUUUAAAUGGAUUCUCCUUCUCUCAGUUUUUCCUUUUUCUUUUGUUUUUUUUCUUAUCUCUUCCUUGUCCCUCGUUCUCUGUUUCCUUAUUUCGUCUCCCUCUUACCUUCCUAUAUUCUCUACACAGUUAGUGUUCCAUGAAUUUCAUUAACAAGUCUGUACUUUAGCAUACUUACCAGGUUAUGCAUACAGAAACGGCACUGAUAGUCAGUUAACACUUGCAGUUACAGAGAUAAAACACUUUACGUAAAGUGACAGAGGACUUGUGUUGUGACGUCAUCAGCAUCUGAUCCUGAAGAGAGCUUUGUUUAGUUUAAUGGAAUCUGAAUCUGAAGAGCUAGUCAAUACAGCAAAAUCACUGUUUAACUACCUGAACAGGAAACAUGGCAAAUUUCUAAACGUCAUAAAUAUUAAUUAUUUCGAGUAUUUUACAUACAAACAACCAAAGUCAAUAACAAAAGUUAUUUUGAAGGUCAUGUUUAUAUAUAUAUAUAUAUAUACCGCGAAAUUUUCAAACUUCAUAAUGAUCAAAAGCAAUCUCAUGAGAAAAAAGUUUCCUUCCUUCAAACAUUAUUUCUACCAUCAACAGUUAUGUAACUACCCAUCAGCUUCUAACAAACUGGACUCUGAGUCACCUCUUUCGUUGCUGUGCAUAUGAGUUUUGUGAUGCCGCCUGUGUAUUAUUAUAGCAAUUAGUAACGUGGCAAGAUUUUUAAAAAUGCCUUACGUCCGACGAGGUUUGGGAUUUCCACCGUGAUGAGUAAACAGAUGACUCUUUUCUGAGAUCUACCACUGUUUAGUCUGGUAAAUAUUGACUAACGUGUCGCCGAAAUGUACUGCCUCCAUCAUCUGGGUGAUAUUUAUCAACUACCUUGAUAAUGGAGGCAGUGACAUCAGUCUGAAGGAGACAGUGUGCUACUCUGAAACGUCCUUCAGUAUCUACCGGACAACCCA
This is a messenger RNA of Zootermopsis nevadensis, 1815 nucleotides long. Lineage: Eukaryota; Metazoa; Arthropoda; Insecta; Blattodea; Termopsidae. The record is from RefSeq and is a predicted model, not a curated record.